Messenger RNA from Helicoverpa zea (corn earworm), 7187 nucleotides. Its product is annotated as zinc finger protein 91-like. Lineage: Eukaryota; Metazoa; Arthropoda; Insecta; Lepidoptera; Noctuidae. Gene Ontology annotation, molecular function: DNA-binding transcription factor activity, RNA polymerase II-specific; RNA polymerase II transcription regulatory region sequence-specific DNA binding. Gene Ontology annotation, cellular component: nucleus. Bases 209 to 4711 code for a protein of 1500 amino acids. The record is from RefSeq and is a predicted model, not a curated record. The transcript has 5 exons. Gene Ontology annotation, biological process: regulation of transcription by RNA polymerase II.
AUCAAAAUCAAAAUCGAAUGGAAGACGGGAAAUCAAACAUUUUUGCCCUAAUUCCGUGCUUUUAACUAAUUUCUGUUUAAUUGAUGCAGUUUCUAGGUUAAAUAUUAAUUUUUAAAACUACCGUGAAUAAAGAAAACUAUAGUGAUUGUGUGAUACACCUAAGCUAUGUGAAAAAACUUCAACCAAAAUUAUUUCGGAAGCAGCUACCAUGGACGACGAUAUAGACAUUGAGGAGCACGAUGUGCUGGAUAACCCUCGCAUCAAAAGCAUGUUCCCUGACCUCUCCCGGGUGAAGAUCGAGAUACCUGAGGAAGAAGAUAUUGUCGAAACAUACAACCAUGAGGAAUUACAACUGAAAACGGAACAACCUCAAGAAAUGCUAUACCAAAACGAAUACAGUUUUGAGACGAUGCCAGAAGAUGUUGGAGAAACUGGAGAAAACGAAGAAUAUGAGGAAGAUAAUGAAUAUUUUUAUAAUAACCAGAUUAUAUUAGGGUCCAAACCGCCGAUAGACCCAGAGGUCCUAUACCAAGAAGCCUUAGAAUCGAACCCAAUAGUUUAUCUAGAAAAUUGGGAGGAAAGACUGAAAACCAGCCCGUGUUACUGCGAAACUUGUGCUAUCCUAUUCCCUACGGUCAACGCCUUGGACGCACACAAGAUGAUAAGCCAUUCCUAUCUGAUAGCUCUUGACAGCCCGAUGAAAAACACAGCCAGGAAAAGUACGGUGCCUUCUAAAUAUUGUAACCACUGUUCCAAUACUUUCCCGGACGAUACAUCUCUGAUAAAACAUUUAUAUGAAUUAUUACCCUUGAAUAACUUCCCAAAAGUUAAAGAAGAUAAGGCUGAGCCGGAUGUGAUACGAAAAGUACCCUCGACUAGUUCUGUACCCUGGCCAAAAAAGGUUAAAGGCAUACCUCAGGCUUUCCCAAAAAUUGUGCCGAAGAAAAUUAAGAUUGAAAAGGAAAUCAAAAUUGAGCCGGAAGUCAAAACAGAAGUCGAAACAAAGUCUAAAUAUGGCAAUAGGGAUGGCAAAUUUUUCGCUGCGUCCUCCUUAGUGCCGCAAAGUACGCUUUUUCAGUGUAAAAUAUGUCAAAUUGCGUUUGUUUCCUGUUUUUCUGCGCUACAACACUCCAGAUCUUGCGAAAAGUUAGCGCCAUUCGAAAAGUGCGGCAUUUGCAAGCGUAAAAUACGCCCUAAAGAUGCUAAGUUACAUAAGUUACAACAUAACCACAAUGAUAAGUUAAAAAUUUACACCGUCACCAAAAAUACGUAUUAUCAAAUUUUGUGUAAGUGCCCAAAGUGCUUGGCCUGUUUUGAUGAGUUGGGCUUCUGGGCUCAUUAUCCAAAAUGUAAGAGAGAGAAGAAAAUUACUUACUGCUCAGAUUGCGACUUAAAUAUUGCCACAAUAAGAUACCAAAACCACUGCUUAAAACAUACAGUGAAAAAGUUUACGAAAAAAGAUUUUAUUCUCAUAGAAUUUCAUGAUGGAAAAGCUAAAAAGUCUAGCAAUGUUGUGUCGUCAAAAACUCAAGAAGAGAUCAAAAGUUUGAUAAAAAAGACUCGGGAAGCCAAAAAUGAUAGUGAAAAAUCCGAGAGUGGGAUAACCCUAUAUUAUUGCGAGUUUUGCGGCUGUUGCCAGUGUAAGCUAACUUACAAAGGACAUGAGCACGGUCUGUGCAAAGAAAAGAUUGCCUCACAAAAAAAAUACUGCGACAAAUGUGGUUUGAGUUUCAGCACCAAGAGUUACGUCUCACAUUUAAAUUUACAUGAAAAAUAUUCCUUCAAGCUACAAGACAUAAAAAUAAUCAGUUUGACCACAGGCAAAGAAAUCGACCCAAUUAUGCCAGAAUUGUACAAAUGUAAGGAUUGUACCAAACAUUUUUUGUACCGUCAACAGAAACGAUCACACAAAUGUAAGACAGAAAAAUUCACAACGUGCAAGAUUUGUGCUAAAAAAUUCAACCUACAGGCAUAUAAGAUACACAAGCUAUUUCAUAAGGCUGAUAAAUUGAUUCCGGAGUUACUAAAAAAAUAUAACUCGAUACAAAGUACUUGGAAUAUUAUGUUCAUGUGUGCAACGUGUAGUUUGGUUACGAUGACCUAUGAUUCUGCAAUCACCCAUGCACAAGGACACUUGAAUUACCUAAUAAGUGAUUUUCCGAUCACAUGUAAAGUCUGCGAGCUGAAAAUAGCUGAGAAAGAGUUUGGAUUGCACGAGAAAUUGCACAGCAAUAAUGAGAGUAUCAAUAGGGAGUCCUUUAAGAUAUUAAACUACAGUUAUGAAAAUCUGUUUAAAACGGAUUGGUUGACUAUGUUCGAUGAGUUGCCGGAGCAAGAUAGGCAGCAAAUUCUGUCGCAGAGUAUUUAUAGAUACACGCGCAGUAUAAAAAUGCACAUUGAAGUGAACGCCUCAACGGACGACUACAAAUAUUUCUGUAUGAAUUGCAACAGCUUUGUCAACGGUCCCGAGAUCAGCGAACACAUACGAACAGAAUGUUCCAAAUCACUCAAUUACGUUUGUACCACAUGCGGAGAAAUUUUCAAAAAUUUCAAGCAAUUCUUGUCCCACGAUGUUCACGACGAGGGUAUCAAAAAUUCUUCUAUAGUGGCCUUUAAUAACGAGUGUGAUAAAGAUUUUAACGCUCACUUAAACAUGAUUGAAUCGAAAACUAAGCCUAAAAAAGUAAUAAAUAAAGUUAAAAAUUUACCUCUUUCCAAAUUGAGCAAGGUUUCGUCCGAUAAUUCUGCAAAUAAUAAGAAAAUUUACAAGAUUUACAAAUGUUUAAAAUGUUCUUGUUGUGUUAACUUACUGAAGUCAGUGGAAAGACAUAGUUGUGUUAUAUCAAAGUCAGACCGUUGGUUCUGUCAGACAUGCGGACAAUAUUUCUUUGCUAGAGGCAGACAAAUGCAUAUGGCCGCUCAUAAGAAAAAACCUCAGAUAACAAAAGAUAAAUUAGCUGUCAUAACCUUUAAUGGUAAAGAAAAAAUUCUCCCAGAAAAAAGAUUAGUAGCCAAAAUACUCCCAGAAAAAAGAUUAGUAGCCAAAAUUUUUCAAUGCAAAUGUGGUUUACACUUCACUUCUCAAAAAACUAUUGAAAGACACGUCAUUGGGUGUUCUCCUAAUCUCUCGGUUUCCAAAGAAACGUGCAGUAAAUGUGAAUUAUUGUUCCCCACCGAUGUCUUGGUCACCCAUCUUGUAAAUCACCAUAGUAAGCAAAUGAAAUUCAAAAUCGAAAAAUAUGAUAAAGCCAUUUUUUGGAAGUGUAGUAAUUGUGAAAUUCAUUUUUUGACCCGAAAUAGUAUUGCUGAGCAUUACGAAGACUGUGACCCACAGUAUGCUGUACAAUGUAGGUCGUGCAAGCUAAAUUUUACGGGAAAAGGUGUAGUGAAACAUUUGUGCAGUAAUAAAGAUAUUACUUACGUGAAUAAAGUUACUAUUUUUGACAAAGAAGCGUCUUCUAUUACCGUUUUUAAAUGUGUAGACUGCGAUAUUUGUUAUUUGAGACGAAAUUCGUUUAACUACCACUAUUUUGAUGUUCAACAUAGGUUAUAUAAACCGCCAUCGGUUUGCAAACAUUGUGGUCUAAAAUUCACCCAUUGUUCACUACAAAAACACUUAAAACUUCAUAAGAUACCGAACAGAAAAUUCCAAAUUAAAGUCCUGAACCCACUAACUGGUGAUUCUAAUAUAGUCACCGGUAUUAACGGUCUUAAUGAAGAUGAGGAUAAAAGAUCGUCUCCUAGAAAACGUAAAUUAGAACUGGAUAACAGUGCCUUAAUAAAAAAAGAGAAAUUAAGUCUUACAGAGAAUAAAACGCCUGAACGAAAAAGUCUAAGACGCCGACUUAAUGAUACGCCAUCGACUUCCAAAGGUGCGCCAUCGACUUCCAAAGACGCAAUAUCUGUCAGUUUUGAUAAUGUCAGCGACAAUGAGGAAGAGUCGACAAGUAUAUCAAAAAAGUUGAAGUCCCGAAUUCUCGUCCAAGGUUAUAGCAACCAUUUGUACAAAUGUGUUAUCUGUAACCAACAUUAUAUGAAAGAAGCAUCUUUCGAUUAUCACGCCAAAAACCAUAGAUUACAAGAAUUGAGUGAAAACUACGAAUGUGAUAUAUGUCACCUUGAAUUUUCAAGAUAUACUUUGCCCCGUCACAAAUAUGUUCAUCAUGACUGUAUGAAAUUGAAACGCGAAGAUUUUAUCAUAUUAACAGAUACUGCUAACAGUAAACAACAAGAAAUUCUAGAUAGAAUUGAAAGUCUUAAAAAGGCGGAAAGGCUAAAAUCGGAAAAUGUCAAAGCGAUUAAAAAUGACAAUCAUGAUGAUACGUUAAAUAUCAGUGAUGAUAUUUGUCAAACUGGUGAUACCAAUGAUAUUUGUCAAACUGAUAUUGACAAAAUUGUUUACUAUAAAUGUUUUGACUGCAAUGUAUGUUUUCUGAACCAUGAUAUGUGCUUAGAACAUACUAGAAACCACGAAUCUAUAGACUCAUUAAUGUAUAUAGAAUGCAAAAUUUGUAAUUUCCAAUUUUUAAUAGAUUCGUUAAAAGAACAUAUGGUUUUGCACCAUGCAAAUGAUUUUAAGAUUGAAAAUUUGACUGUACAUGAAUUCAAGGCUGCGGGUUUGGGUCUAGACCCGAAAAUAGAUAUUUAUCAGGCAGUCGAUAAAGUACAGUCUAGACUGGUUAGUACAACCACAGAUGUUGGUAUAAUUUGAAACUAAAAAUGUCUAAAAUCCUGUUUCUUAUAAAAAAAUACUAUUCGUCUUACUUGCCGACAGUUUUAACCGACUUCGAAAGAACACGAGGUUCUCAGUCUAUUUGUAUUUUUUAAGGCUCAAAAAAUAGGAGGCUAUUUCUAAUAUUUCGCUGUCCGUCUGUCACUAGGCUGUAUCUCAUGAACCGUGAUAGUAAGACAGUUGAAAUUUUCACAGAUGAUGUAUUUCUGUUGCCGCUAUAACAACAAAUACUGAAAACUAGAAUAAAAUAAACAAUUUCAAAGACAGGACUAGCACUUUUCCUACGGUUUCACCCGCGUCUCGUGGGAACUACUGCCCGUACCGGGAUAAAAUAUAGCCUAUGUUACUCGGGAAGAGUGUAGCUUCCCAACAGUGAAAGAUUUUUUCAAAUGGUUUCAGUAGUUUCGGAGCCUUUAGGGUACAAAAAAAUAAUGUAUCCUCUUUAUAACUAGCUUUCGCCCGCGUAGAGGUCGGUUAUAUCGCGUUUCCAAGAGAAUUCUUCAAAAGUCCGGGAUAAAAACUAUCCUAUGUUCUUUCUCAAGGUCAACUCUAUCUCUGUACCAAAUUUUAUUAAAAUCACUUCAGUGGUUUAGAUGUGUGCGUAACAGACAGACAGACAGAGUUACUUUCGCAUUUAUAAUAUUAGUAUACCUGAAAAGUUACUGUCGAUAAGCAAAAUGAAGAGUUUUUUAUUUAUAAGAAGCAUAAUUUGGGCGUUUUGGAUUUGUAAAAUGAUUCUUUCUGUAUAUAUUUUCUUUUUUUCAGACCACUAACUUUGAUUUUCGAAGUCAGAUUUAUCUUUAAGAAAUGACUUUCAUAUAAUAAUUAUGUUAGUAAGAAAAACUACAUUCAAAAUGGACGAGCAAUUUUCGUGAUUAGCCGUGAUAAAAAUGCUAAUAAAAUUUUUACCCGACUGCCGAAGGAAGGAAUAUUAAUUAAGUAUUCAAUGCAUUUAUAUAGUCAUGAUUAUGUUUACUGAAAUUCAUGCAGUGUCGCGGACAUGUUUACUAACAUGUUCGCGCGCAAUGUGUUACUGUUUGCUAGAGCGAGUACACCGCGAGAUACAUGCGGUGUGACACACAGUGCCGCACCAAGGGGGAAUCUCUCUUAUAUAACUUUACUCGUCUCAUAACAUUACUUUAACUAUCCAAAAUUGGCUACCAUGAUCUUCCGAGCCUUUUCCGUUGGGGUCGGCUUCCAGUCUAACCGGAUGCAGCUGAGUACCAGUGCUUUACAAGGAGCGACUGCCCUAUCUGACCUCAACCCAGUUACCCGGGCAACCCAAUACCCCUUGGUUAGACUGAUAAAGCUAUUUAAAUAAAAAUAAUUAUUUCUGAAUUAUGUAUUGUUUUAAUUUAAGUGUUUUUUUUUGUUAAUAUUUUGAUUUUCAACUUCGAAAUUGCAGUUUUUUUCAGCCCACCGACUUUUUUCGUAUCUUUAAAACUGAUAAUUGCCAUAUUAAUAAAUACUCUCUCACUUAAAUGUUGCUACACACAAAAAAUGCUAACAUUAAUCAUUCUAUGUUAUUUUUAACAUCGUUUUCACACUAGCGGAUUUUCCGCUCGUUUUUUUACGGAAAAAUUGAUAAUUAGAAUGUAAAAGGAGUCGAUGUAAAAUCGAUCUCAGUGGCGUGCACUUGGAGAGGCCUAUGUCCAGCAGUGGACUGCGAUAGGCUGAUGAUGAUGAUGAUGAAAAAGAGUCUGUAAAAUCGAGCGAUAAAAUCCACCAGUGUGAAAGUUUUUCCUAACUUUUGUUAAAACUUACUCUGAGUUGCACCAUUUAACUAUAACGAUAACCGAACCAUUUUCAGUUGUCGAAUCAUCGUUUCAACCAAUGGGCGCAAGACUGGUUAUGGUUUGGUUAUAAUUAAAUGGCUUAAACUUACUCUAAGGGUCCGUUCAGAUAGACCAGCUCGGAGAGCAUCGGCGCGCAUUUUUCUUUUCACACAGAUCGGAGUCGGCUCCGAUCGGCUGCGCGAGAUGCAAUUAGAGCCAAACGGCUGCAAGACCGAGAAAAAGUACACGAUCGGAGCCGGUGGGCUCCUCUUAUUAUUUCACACCGAGCGCCUCCGAGCAUUCUUAAUGACAAAAGCAGUGCACAUCCAAAAAUAAACCUUACUACAAAUACUAAGUACUCGAUUUUCAACGUGUUAAGAAUUUGCUCUCCUCUCCGAGCCGGUCUGUCUGAACGGAUCCUAAGAAAACCCUCACUGCAAACUAAACAGUCGGCCGACAGUUGCCCCGAUAGUUGGCAAUUUUUUUUAAAGAAAAUCUUGAUUCCAAUCAGUCGGUCGGUCUGAUACCGGCUAAAUACCUGAUCUUCGUAAUGUGCGUACUACCAUUCAUCUUCAUACUGAUUUAUGAGCCCAAACAAACUAUCGGCCGACUAAAAGUUUGCAGUGUGCUUAUAAUGUUGAUUGAAAAGAUGAUUUGUGAAUAAAAAUAAUUAGAUUAAG